CGCUAAAUUCUACCUGCCCUGCCUGUAACGCCUGCCUUACCAGCUUACCUACCUAGCGGUCCUAGCCAAGCAGCCAUACCCAUGUUAAUCCUACGGCAAAUUACCCUUGAUUAAACUUUGGAGGUAAUAAAAAUACUUUACACGCGUCUAUGAACAUUGAGGCUUCUUGACUUUGCAAACCUCUGCAGAGCUUCAAUCUCCUUUCUAGGUCUCGUGUUGUCUUCGAUUCGAAAGUCCUCUAUCGCUUUAUCAUUUUAUCGAUUUCUGGGAAGAGGCAAAUCUGAUUUCUGGAUUUUUAUGAUUCUUGAAGUCGCUCCUGCCAGGUUGUCGCAAUCAACGCGUUAGUCGGCUCCACAGCCCCGGGCGCAGCGUCGUAGGUUGCUUUAAACGCUUUAGCUGUUAACAGAUAGCACAGAUAGCGCCCAUUCUUUUUUCUUUUCUUCCCCUGAUUUUAGUCAAUCCUCCCAGAUCUUCCCCUUCUCGCCCUAACCCUCGAAUACGAUAUCGCCAACAAAACAACUUCUCACCCUCCCAAUCGCAAAAAGGUUCCAAACUCGAGGCGAUCAAUAUCAACGUUCAACGUCCAUCGUCCAACGUCCAACACCGCAAUCAUGUCGGAUAAGAAGAACGAGGAUUACGUCGUUCGCAUGCCCGACUCGGGGAUGCGAAGUCCCUACGGAGGAGAGAAGGAUCCGUUCAUCCCGCCUCGCCCACUGAGAGCCUCAUCUCAGCACAACAUUGCCAGCUCCGUGGCCAAGAUAGAGAACAGCCCGGCUACGUCCAUUCUAGCGUACUGCCUUUCUUCGAUUAGUAUGACCGUCGUCAACAAAUACGUCGUUUCCGGUUCCGAAUGGAACUUGAACUUCUUCUACCUCGCAGUUCAGUCAAUCGUUUGUAUAGUGACGAUCGAGGCCUGCAAGCAAUUAGGUUUAAUUAAGAACCUUGCACCCUUCGACAUAAACAAGGGGAAGCGAUGGUUCCCUAUCUCUCUUCUCCUGGUCGGUAUGAUCUACACGAGCACGAAGUCUCUACAAUACUUGUCGGUUCCUGUGUAUACGAUCUUUAAGAACUUGACCAUCAUCGUCAUCGCCUACGGUGAGGUUCUAUGGUUCGGCGGAAGCGUCACGCCUUUGGCGCUGCUCUCUUUCGGUCUCAUGGUCCUCAGCUCCGUCGUCGCAGCCUGGGCGGACACCCGCAGCGCCGCUCAGACCCCCGAGGCCGCCGCCGCCCUCGCCACCUUGAACGCCGGCUACGCCUGGAUGGGACUGAACGUUUUCUGCACGGCUUCCUAUGUUCUGGGUAUGCGUAAGGUCAUUAAGAAUAUGAACUUCAAGGACUGGGACACCAUGUUCUAUAACAACUUCCUUACCAUUCCCGUCCUAAUCGUCUGCUCUCUUGUCGCCGAAGAUUGGUCCAGCGCGAACUUGACGAAGAACUUCCCGCCGGAGUCCCGGAAUGCUCUUUUCAUCGGCAUGAUCUACUCCGGCAUGGCUGCCAUCUUCAUCUCCUACUGCUCUGCGUGGUGCAUCCGGGUUACGUCUUCUACCACCUAUUCUAUGGUCGGCGCUCUCAACAAGCUUCCGAUUGCCGUCAGCGGUCUCAUUUUCUUUUCUGCGCCCGUUACCGUCGGCAGCGUCUCCGCCAUCUUCAUCGGUUUCGUCAGCGGUAUCGUGUACGCGUGGGCGAAGGUGCGCCAGUCUCAGGUGGCCAAGAACUCGCUGCCGACUACGCAACCUACCAUGAGCGCGAGCUCUCAGAGCAACCGCGACGCCGCCAACUCGUAAAUAAGGAGCAUACGUUACCCUUAGCGAGUCUUGCGGCCGUGCUUCCGGUAGCAAAAGCCGUGGCCGGUUUGAGCCAAUGCAAUUCUAAACGGGCAGCAUGCACUGCGAGACGGUCAAGCGCCUAUGCGUCAACGCCCCCAUUUCGACCCUUACUACUGUAUAAUAUUUACCCAUCCUUUCCGAACAGGUGGUGUGAAAUAGAGGGGCGGUUGAUUUCAGGUAUAGACUUUUUAACUUAUAAUGAGAAAACGGAGCUUUACGGAUAUGGGGAAAGUCAUUCAUCAUAUUUUGGACGGCGCAAGACAGGAACGAAGACCUCGAGACCUGUUUUGGGGGGUUCGAGGCAUCAUCAUUUCAAGAAAUAGCCAGACUCGGGAAAGAGGCCAUACGCGGCUUCGGUUCUUGACUAUGCGAAUCGAGCAUGUUGAAUCGGUGUUGAAAGGGGGAACAGGCACAUCAUAUAUAUGAAUAUGAAUAUGUGAGCUGUCUAUUUUAGCAGUCAUAAUAAAGAAGCUACAAACACAUAUAUCUGACUGUCUGAUAUUAAUUGCGUUUCUGCUUGAUAGAUGAAGUGAAUAAGCCACUUAAUAUAGUAUGUAG
Annulohypoxylon truncatum is the source of this 2384-nucleotide messenger RNA. RefSeq names its product UDP-galactose transporter. The transcript is spliced from 4 exons. Lineage: Eukaryota; Fungi; Ascomycota; Sordariomycetes; Xylariales; Hypoxylaceae. Gene Ontology annotation, cellular component: Golgi apparatus. Bases 612 to 1784 code for a protein of 390 amino acids. The record is from RefSeq and is a predicted model, not a curated record. Gene Ontology annotation, molecular function: GDP-mannose transmembrane transporter activity; antiporter activity.